GUCUCUCUCUCUCUCUCUCUAGAUCUCAGAAACCCAAAAACCAUCCUCUCUCUCUCUCUCUCUCUCUCUCUCUCUCUGGCGCGCGCCGAAAGAGAGAGACUUGAGAGGGUGGAGGUGUCCGCCGCAUCUACGGUCUCGCCGUCGAGCGGCGGCCGCCGCCGCCAUGGUCGAAGCCCAGACAUGGACGACCCGCCGGAUGAGCAACCCGAGGCUGGACCCCGCCGCCUCCGCCGCCGACCAGCUGGUCGACAUCCCGGCGACCCCCCCCGGCGAGGCCCGCGGCAACGCCGCCGCGGGAUCCCACCACCUCUCCCCCACCGUCCUGACGGCCCUGAUCAUCGCCUCCUGGUACCUCUCCAACAUCGGCGUCCUCCUCCUCAACAAGUACCUCCUCAGCUUCUACGGCUAUCGGUACCCCAUCUUCCUGACGAUGCUCCACAUGAUUUCUUGCUCCAUCUACAGCUACUUCGCCAUUAAUUUCCUCGAGCUAGUCCCCCUCCAGCACAUCCUCUCGCGGAAGCAGUUCUUGAAGAUCUUCGCUCUGAGCGCCAUUUUUUGCUUCUCGGUCGUUUGUGGGAAUACCUCGCUGAGGUACAUUCCUGUUUCGUUCAAUCAGGCCAUCGGGGCGACGACGCCCUUCUUCACCGCGAUCUUUGCUUUCUUGAUUACUUGCAAGAAAGAGACCGGGGAGGUGUACCUCGCUCUCCUGCCUGUGGUUUUUGGGAUUGUUGUGGCCAGCAAUAGUGAGCCCUUGUUUCAUUUGUUUGGGUUCUUGGUCUGUGUUGGCUCGACUGCCGGGAGGGCUUUGAAGUCGGUGGUUCAAGGGAUUUUGCUGACGUCUGAAGCUGAGAAGCUUCACUCCAUGAACUUGCUAUUGUACAUGGCGCCGAUGGCAGCUAUGAUUCUGUUGCCCUUUACUCUGUACAUCGAGGGCAAUGUGGCUGCGGUCACCAUCGAGAAGGCACGGAGCGAUCGAUUCAUUGUGUUCCUGUUGGUGGGGAACGCAACGGUGGCGUAUUUGGUGAACUUGACGAAUUUCAUGGUGACGAAGCACACCAGCGCGCUCACAUUGCAGGUGCUCGGGAAUGCCAAGGCGGCUGUGGCGGCUGUCGUGUCGGUUUUGAUAUUUAGGAACCCCGUGACAGUGAUGGGGAUGACGGGGUUUGCCGUCACGAUCAUGGGCGUGGUGCUCUACAGCGAGGCGAAGAAGAGAUCGAAGGUCAUGAUGAAUCGUUGAGAGAGUUAACAAGGUGAUCCAGAAUACGGUGCAGCUCUUUUAUUUCUUUUGUAUGUUCGCAUUGGAAUUCAUCAAUUCUUAUCGAUGCUUUAGUUGAUUGGAGGGAAAUAUGAUUUAAGGAAGGAAGCUAAUGAGAUUGAAUUGUAUAGGACGGGGAUGAAGGGAAAGAGAUCUGAGGAGAUCUGAUUUCUCUUGAGUCCCUCUUUCUCUUUUCUUGCCUUUAAUUGUUCUUGAUUGGUGGGGGUAGAAUAAGAGAAUGAACUCUUCUCUUUUACUCUACCCUGCAAUGUUAUAGCUUUUUGUAUUGGGACUUCGCAAAGAUUUAUUCCAAUAUCAUUGGCAACGCAUUAUGUGGGAAGAAAAGUCUUCCCAACUUCAA
Messenger RNA from Syzygium oleosum, 1616 nucleotides. RefSeq names its product probable sugar phosphate/phosphate translocator At1g12500. The record is from RefSeq and is a predicted model, not a curated record. Lineage: Eukaryota; Viridiplantae; Streptophyta; Magnoliopsida; Myrtales; Myrtaceae. The coding region runs from base 164 to 1237 and encodes 357 amino acids. The transcript has a single exon. Gene Ontology annotation, molecular function: antiporter activity. Gene Ontology annotation, cellular component: Golgi apparatus.